AAACAGAAGACCCUUCUGAGACAAGCUACCAAUAUCAUUCCUCAGCAGAAUCAGAGAGAGAGAGAGAGAGAGAGUGAGGAACAAUAUUAAGAAGAAGGACAACAACAAAGUGUUCUAAAAAGCAUAGCCGAUCGAAAGAGAGGUUCCUAGGGAAAUGGAACUGGACCAUGUUAUGGACUUCGAGGACUAUUUCCCUUCAAUGAUUGCACGCUUAGGAGCAGAAGGGUUCAUCGGAGAGCUUUGCAGUGGCUUCCGUUUGCUGAUGGACGUGAACAAGGGUCUCAUCACGUUCGAGAGCUUGAAGUUGAACUGUUACUUGCUCGGUUUGGACGUUAGGGACGACGAGCUCGCAUGCAUGCUAAUGGAGGGUGAUUUGGAUGGAGAUGGUGCUCUCAGCCAAAUGGAGUUUUGCAUUCUCAUGUUCAGGCUCAGUCCAUGCUUGAUGGACACACCCAAAAUGCCUUCGGAGAAUCCCAUCUUCAUCUAAUGAUGUGUACAAUUUUACUCUAAUUCUCUAAAUGCUGCAUCCUCUACGCCUUCUCUUACUCAAUUCAGUAACAUUUUCGUUUGGAUGAGAGAAUUAAUUAGUGUAUCUUGUUGUAAGUUGUAACCUUCUUUUGUUUUUGUAAUUUUAAGGUUUCUCAAGAAAUAAUAAAAAAUAAAAUAAAAAAAGUUAACAAAAAAUUAAAGAGGCCUCUGUGUAGUGUAUUUUCUCUCUCUCUAUUUCAGUGUAAUGAUUGGCCUCAUGUGCAUUAUUAUGACCUAAUGGUGUCAUGCACUGUUGUCGAAGAUAACGUUCUGGAAAGGUGUUGGAGCAACGUCAUUUCAAGUUUUCGUUGUAUGGCUUAUGAGCAACAGGAAGAGACACAGGCUCGCACAUGGAUACGAGCAUUACUCAUACAUAUCUAUUUUACAAUUAUGUUUAGCUGUAAUUCAAGAUACGGGAAUAAUUAAAUGCUUUUUCAAAUUUUAUAUAAUUA
Molecule: messenger RNA, 980 nt
Organism: Cajanus cajan (pigeon pea)
Lineage: Eukaryota; Viridiplantae; Streptophyta; Magnoliopsida; Fabales; Fabaceae
Source: RefSeq, a predicted model, not a curated record